AUGAAUGCGUUCAAAGCAUACAAGGCAUGUGUCCCAAUUGCUUAUAGCCCCAAUCUAUACAUUACUCUGGUGAGGGGUAUUCCGGGGACGAGGAAGCAACACAGGCGCACUUUGGAAGCAUUACGUUUGGGCAAAUGCAACCGAACUGUCAUGCGAUGGAACACACCUACUGUUAGGGGAAUGAUCCAGCAGGUCAAGAGGUUAGUUGUUGUUGAGACAGAGGAGAUGUACAAGGGCCGCAAACAGAAGGAGGAAAACCACCGAGCUCUCCGUCCUCCAUUGGUCAUAAACCAUCAACCUGCUCCUGCUGAGGGUGCCUUGUAA
This is a messenger RNA of Lathyrus sativus (Indian pea), 324 nucleotides long. NCBI's taxonomy places the organism in Eukaryota, Viridiplantae, Streptophyta, Magnoliopsida, Fabales, Fabaceae. The record is from the annotation of a GenBank genome assembly.